GGCCCCUGUGCUUAUUUGCAAUACAAGGUGGAGACUGUUUUCCCAAAAAAAAAGGGGAGUAAUUCGAAAUGAGGGCCGGAAUUUGAUCGUCUGAUUCGGAUUUACGAGGGAGGGUGGGGAGCUUCAGGGGAAACCGGGGCCCCUCCCAAGAGGGGAGUAAUUCGAAAUGAGGGCCGGAAUUUGAUCACUUACGUGGCCUCGGCCAAACAGAUUGCUAGUUGGAUGCUCAUGAAGCAAGAGAGUAAAGUUACGUUAGACAAUCAAACACACACAGUGUACUUCAGGCCUUGGAUGUCGGAACACCAAUUGUUGAUAUGGAGGGACUUAAUGAACCGUGAUUUUUUCUGGAUCCGGUGUUUGGACGUUCCAGUGUCCGCCAUGGGCCUAUUAAAAGGAGCUGUAGAGGACGCUUUCGGACCAAUAAUUAGGGACUAUGCUCCGUUCAAGUACCCAGUGACCCCGGACUUGAGAGAUCUCCGCUUUGAUCUGGCUCUUCCGGCAAAAGCGCGAUAUAAACAGCGUCUCAUUGUUGACCUGUGGGAAUUCAGUUCCAUGGAUAUUCAAGUGGCCUGCAGCGACACACCAUGGUAUGCCACAUGCAGACGUUAUUUCCACAAGUCCACAGAUGAUAACUGUCCGAAAAUGAAGAAGGAGCCGAGGAAAGAGCAGAAAGCAGAUGAGGAGAAAUCAGACAAGGAAAAAGGGGACGGAGGAGGUGAUGGGGAAAAGAGGGUGGAGAAGGAAAAGGACAAAGAGCGGGAAGACAAGGGAAGAGAGAAAGAGAAGGAGGAGGGGGAGAAAGGUCAGAAAGGAGAUGGGAAGGAGCAGAAGGAUCAAGAGAAGGCUGCAGCUGAAAAGACAGUUGAGAAGAAUACAGAGCCAAGUCGGGAGAAUGGUCAGGAGGAGAAUGGAGGAGGGAGAAACAAGGGGAAGGAGAGAGCGAGUAAAGAUAGGGGAAAGGGUAAAGGAGAAGAGCAAGGUGAAGGGAUCAAGAAGGAAGAAGAUUAAAAAGGAGAAAAGGUCAAAGGGGAGGGAAAGCAGCCCGACCCCUAUUCCUGGAUCUUCCUCCCCUCCCCUGGGCUCCUCCCCUCUUAGGAAUCGUCCUUCUCCUUUCCCCCCCCCCCCCCCCCCCCACCCCCUCCACUGCCGCAAGGUCCCCGACAGCCGAAGGAGUUGGACGGAACCGCGGGCACAGUAGUAGGAAAAGUGUCUGUAGGAAAAGUGUCUGCAGAGAGUGAAUUAAUGGAGGAUUUAGUGGAAGGGCUGCAAGGAGGUGACAACAGCGGGGAUCUUAAACAGACAGCUGUCACGGAAGAGACUGGCCGGAAAGAGGAGACUGCUAAGUUCCCACUCAAACCACUGAAAGUGGGGACAGAGGGUAUUAAGGGAAUCUCCUCCGAAGCGCUAGUCCAACCCGUAAAUGCUGCAGACAGACAGCCCCUCGACAGUACCCAUAUGUUGCAGGGGGAUGUUGGCCUUAGAUCGGACCUUGACGGCAGCACACCAAGA
Chara braunii is the source of this 1509-nucleotide messenger RNA. The record is from the annotation of a GenBank genome assembly. NCBI's taxonomy places the organism in Eukaryota, Viridiplantae, Streptophyta, Charophyceae, Charales, Characeae.